This is a messenger RNA of Oldenlandia corymbosa var. corymbosa, 1551 nucleotides long. NCBI's taxonomy places the organism in Eukaryota, Viridiplantae, Streptophyta, Magnoliopsida, Gentianales, Rubiaceae. The record is from the annotation of a GenBank genome assembly.
GUUUCGGCCAUCUGAUUUUGCAUUUUAGGGGGGUAACAUGAGGCGUUUUUUGACGAUGUCGAGAAGCUUCAAGGUUAGUCGGCAGAUGCCGGAGUUGAUUUCUCCGGCGAGGCUAACACCUCGUGAAAUCAAACCCUUGUCAGAUAUCGACGACCAAGAUCAGUUGCGUCUUCAUCUUUCACUAAUAAAUUUUUACCGGAAUAGAUCGGACAAUGAUACAACAAGGACAGAGGAUCCUGUGAAGGUUAUCAAGGCAGCUCUGGCGGAGACUCUGGUUUCUUACUACCCUUUUGCUGGAAGAGUGAAAGAAUUAAGUGGAGGGAAGUUAGCGGUGGAUUGCACCGGAGAGGGGGCGGUGUUUGUCGAGGCCGAUUCUGAUGGGACGCUGGAAGAGUUCCAGGGGAAUGAGAUCCAGCCGCCAUUUCCAUGCUUGGACAAGCUAAUGUGCAGUUCUUUGUCGGGAAUUACGGAUUCCCCUUUGCUUCACAUCCAGGUGACACGAUUUCGAUGUGGGGGUUUCAGCUUCGGCCUCUGUUUCAACCACACAAUAGCAGAUGGUGUCGGAAUCGCCCAAUUUCAGAAGGCUUUGUCGGAAAUAGCUAGAGGAGCACCUGCCCCUUCAGUAACCCCUGUUUGGAGGAGGGAGCUUUUGAAGGCCAGAGACCCUCCAAGAGUGACAUGUGUCCACAAGAUAUACGAGGAUGAUAAUUCGUUCUGUGAUUACCAUGGAACUGAUUCCGACAUGGUCCGGAAAUCCUUUUUCUUCGGCCCGGCAGAGAUCUCUGCUUUGCGCAACUCCCUGCGCCUCAAGUGUUCAAGCUUCGAUCUCAUCGCUGCCUGUCUCUGGCGUUGUCGCACCAUCGCCCUCCAAUUCGACUCCGAUGAGGAAGUACGGUUCAUUGCGCCAGUGAAUGCCCGAUCCCGGGUUGAACCGGCCUUGCCAGAAGGGUAUUACGGAAAUGCCAUUGCAAUACCAGUGGCGGUAACCACGGCAGGGAAACUCAUCGAGAACCCGCUCAGCUACGCCGUGGAUUGGGUGAUUAAAGCUAAGUCGGAGGUGACUGACGAGUACAUGAAGUCACUUGCUGACCUGAUUGUUUUGAAAGGAAGGUUGAACGGUUUCCCGCAGUUCCUGAAAGCGUCCUCAUAUAUUGUUUCCGACACGAGAAGACUUGGAUUGGAUGAGAUCGAUUUUGGGUGGGGGAAUCCAGUUUACGCUGGGCCGGCAAUAAGUGAUACGGAGCCUUGCCAUUUUUAUAGCUUUCUCAUUCCCAAGAUGAAUAAACAAGGGGUAAAAGGAAUGGUUGUCCCGGUUUGCUUACCAAAAGCUGCCAUGAAAAGGUUCAGCGAAGAGAUUGAAGUGAUGGUGAAAAGUUUCGUUUAGAACACGCCUCCAUCAUAAACGUAACUUUACAUUCUCUUAAAAAGUUAUGUUCACGAAACAUUCUUUUGAAAAGACUCGCUUUGCUUAGCCUAUGCGCGCUUUCAAGUAUCUUCUGUGAACCGCUGUUGAAAUUAAAAGAUGGAUUUUUUUUUAUUUUUAUUUUUUUU